Messenger RNA from Cladophialophora immunda, 450 nucleotides. RefSeq lists its product as uncharacterized. NCBI's taxonomy places the organism in Eukaryota, Fungi, Ascomycota, Eurotiomycetes, Chaetothyriales, Herpotrichiellaceae. The transcript has 2 exons. The record is from RefSeq and is a predicted model, not a curated record. Bases 1 to 450 code for a protein of 149 amino acids.
AUGGACCCCUUUACCCCGGAUUUCAUGAUUAUAAAAGGCCCCAGUCUGCAUCUCAGUCCACGAGUAUCUGAGAGCGCCCAACGUUCACAAGAAGCACCACAACCUACCUCACAAAACUACAAGGGCUAUCUCAAGCUGCCCUCCGCACAGCGCCACUUCUGUCCCUUUGACACGAACAAUACACAACUUGGCCAGAUAAACACAAUGUCUACUGCUGGCCGCACCUCUGUCUCCUCCAACGGCUCUACAUCGUCAAUCCCUGAACCCUCACCUCGGCAAGUCUCAUCGAUCUGCUAUCCCAAGGGCAAGUGGUACGAUUGCCUUCGACCAACCACCACUCCCUACGCAGGCUUCGGCAACAUGACCAACUUCGCCAGCAUGUCCGGCAAUGGAUCUGUGGAAGAGGCUGGGGAGAACUGGACACGGGAGGUAUACGGCAAGAUGAAGUAA